Molecule: messenger RNA, 909 nt
Organism: Adineta ricciae
Lineage: Eukaryota; Metazoa; Rotifera; Eurotatoria; Adinetida; Adinetidae
Source: the annotation of a GenBank genome assembly
AUGAACUUUCAAUAUCUUCUCCUUGUUAUCAUCUUACAUUCCUCAUUAUCCAUUCCUUUGACAUUCAUUGAUCUAUCACAUACGAUUCACCCUUCGAUCCCGUUCUUUCCCAGUCAAGUACGUUUUAAUUUCACACAACGCAUUGCCCAAUGGAUGAAUGAAGAUAAUAAAAUUUUCUACGCAGUCAAUGCAUUUACCACAAGUGAACACAUGGGUACUCAUAUUGAUGCUCCCUAUCAUUUUUCUCCAUCUGGUUGGAAAGUCGAUGAGAUUCCACUUUCUCGCUUAAUAUCUGUACAUGCUCGUAUCAUUGAUGUUUCCAAACGCUGUAGUCAAAAUAAAAACUACCUUAUCACAAUUGACGAUGUAAAAAGAAGUGACUUGUCUGUACCUGAAGUCGAUGCCGAAACUGGCGAACGAUUUUUAUUUGUUUUGAUCUUCUAUACCGGAUGGACAAAAUAUUGGCCCGAUCAAACAGCGUAUGCUGGUAACAAUUCGGAUGUUCAAUUUCCUGGUUUAAGUGAACAAUUAGCUAUCUAUUUGGUUAAUACAUAUGGAGAUAAUUUUGUCGGCGUUGGAAUUGAUACUCUUUCGACUGAUUACGGCCAAUCAAAAACAUACCCAGUUCAUCAAAUACUAUCGCGACAUAACAAAUAUGGAUUGGAAAAUCUGGCUUUAACCGAGAACUUGUUAAAUAGUGUACAGAAGAAUUUUUUUACUUUAGAUAUGCAUCCGAUGAAGAUUGGAAAUGGAACAGGUGCGCCUUGCCGAGUCGUUGCACGAUUGAAUGCUUCCAGACAAAACACAAAUUGGUUUGGCUUGUUGGUUUUUUUCAUUUUAACUUUUCUCCUUGGUUUUGUUAUUAAAAUAGUCUAUGAUUGCAAAUGCACCCAAAAUAAAGAAUACUGA